AUGGGCAAGCACGUGGAAGUCAAGGCACCCACGCCCAAGACCGACAGUGAGAGACAGCUCAUGUCGAACGCGCUGAAGAAGAACACCAACCUCCAGAGUAUGGUGGACCUGGAUCGGACCCGCAUCAAUGCAAUCAUCGAUGUGGCAUGGAAGCAGGACGUACCAAAAGGAACCCGGCUCAUCAGAGAGGGCGACCUCGAAGCGGAUUACUUCUACAUAGUGCAGUCAGGCCUCUUCAGCAUCUCCAUCGCAGACCAGAAGGAUGGCAAGACGCUGCCUUCGAUCGGCCCUGGCGGCAGCUUCGGCGAGCUGGCCCUGAUCUACUUCGCACCCCGGGCGGCCACAGUGGAGGCCACUGAGCAGGCUUCGGUGUGGGUGAUCGACCGAGGAAACUUCAAGCAGAUCUUGGCAAAGUCCGCUGACGAGCUUGAGCAGGAGAACUUGAAGCUGCUCGACAAGGUGCGGUAA
This is a messenger RNA of Symbiodinium natans, 468 nucleotides long. Lineage: Eukaryota; Dinophyceae; Suessiales; Symbiodiniaceae. The record is from the annotation of a GenBank genome assembly.